AUGAGUGCCAACUACUCUCUCCUACACUCAAGAGAGAGCCAGGACGAGUCUAUUUCCGAUGUCGAAAAAAGCUCCCACCAGUCGCGGUACCGAUUCCCCUUCGGUAAACUGAGUUCACGUCCACGCUUGUGGUUGAAUCUAUGGGCCAUGUCCAACACGAUUUUCAGCAUAUUUCUUGUGAUAGCUGCCUUUGGCCUCAACUAUCAUGCAAGGUCGUUGGCGGAUAAGCCUGUACCUCCUUCCUCCCCCCUUCGCGAAGACGGCGCCGAGCGGUUCGUCAACACACAGUACAAGCCCAAUAAGAUCUUCCAAUCCCCUCCGUCAGAUGAGGUAGAUGCAGCCUGGAAUGAUUGGCUUAGGGACCAUGACCAUAUAGUCCGGGUCUCGGGGGAGAAAGCAAAGGACUUGGGCCUUCCUGAGGCCGUUGAACUGUAUGAGGAUCCCGGGUAUUAUGCCUACGGGCUAGGUGUUUACCAUCAAAUGCACUGUCUGAGCCGACUGCGGAAGUCGUUCUAUCCUGAGCGGUACUAUCCAAACGCGACUCAGCACGAAAUACUGCACCACAUAGGCCAUUGUUUUGAUGUCCUCAGACAAGCUAUUCUCUGCCACGGGGAUGUUUCUCUAGUAUACUGGUGGAACAAGAACUAUACCUACAUUGAUGAGGCUGGUACGAGGCAGUACACGCAAGAGUAUCUGCAAAGGACACCUGAAGAACGGGCAAAAGGGUCCUUCGUAACAUGGGACUCCGAGGUACAGUGCCGUGACAUGGAUGCCAUCAAUGCCUGGGCGAAGGGAAACGCAGUGAAUGACGAUGAUUACGGGGGACAGAUAGUGGACUGA
Aspergillus versicolor CBS 583.65 is the source of this 840-nucleotide messenger RNA. Its product is annotated as oxidase ustYa family protein. Gene Ontology annotation, biological process: mycotoxin biosynthetic process. Lineage: Eukaryota; Fungi; Ascomycota; Eurotiomycetes; Eurotiales; Aspergillaceae. The coding region runs from base 1 to 840 and encodes 279 amino acids. The transcript has 4 exons. The record is from RefSeq and is a predicted model, not a curated record.